Molecule: messenger RNA, 1227 nt
Organism: Magnusiomyces paraingens
Lineage: Eukaryota; Fungi; Ascomycota; Dipodascomycetes; Dipodascales; Dipodascaceae
Exons: 2
Coding region: 1-1227 (408 amino acids)
Biological process (GO): purine nucleoside catabolic process
Cellular component (GO): cytosol
Molecular function (GO): purine nucleosidase activity
Source: RefSeq, a predicted model, not a curated record
AUGCAAAAACUAAUCAUCGAUACAGAUCCAGGUGUCGAUGACGUCCUAGCUCUUACUCUCGCUCUUCUUUCUUCAAACACUGACUUAGCCCUCAUCUCACUUUGUUUCGGUAACUGUAAUACUGAAAACUCACUCCGUAAUGUUCUUACCCUAAUGCAUGUUCUACAACUUGAAGAAUCUCAUAGAAAUACUAAAAUACUCCAUUCAAAACCUAAAAUAGCAAUUGGCCUCGAAACUGCCCUGGAUGGAACUCAACUCGAUGCAACUGACUUUCAUGGUCAAGAUGGCUUGGGGAACGUUCACAACACUGCCCCACAUUUCUCUGCUCCUACACACUGGAUUAAUCAAUUUAAUCAAGACUCUGAUAUGAACUUAUCCUCCUCCUCCUCUUCACUACCCUUUGUGGCUUCCAAAACCCCAUCUUAUCUUGAAAUAAUCAAUAUCCUUCGUACAGAACCAGAAAACACAGUCACCAUAGUCGCCAUAGGACCCCUAAUGAAUCUUGCAAAAGCCGCAGAAAUUGAUCCAUAUGUAUUUUCACGCGCUAAAUCAGUCGUUUCUAUGGGAGGUGCUCUUCGUGUUCCUGGAAAUGUAACCCCUUACUCUGAAUUUAACGUUUUCUCUGACCCUUUGGCCGCUUCACGUGUAUAUAAUCUAACCGGCACUCUAGAUAGAUCUCCUCAAAAUAAGUCACUUCCAAUAACCCUCGAUAUUCUGCCACUUGAUCUUACAGAAAAACACAAAAUGUUUGCUCAAGAUUUCGACAAAGUCCAAGAGUUUCAUUCAACUAAUCCCUCUCCACUUUUUCAAUGGGCAAGUAUCUGGCUCAAACAAACUUUCAAUACUUACAAACACAUUUCUGGGCUUGACGAUUCUCCACAACACUUGGCCACACUCGGAAUUCAAAUGCAUGAUCCAUUGGCUGUCCACUAUGCGUUGACUAGCCAUCUAAUUGUUGACAACAACAAUGUAGUAACAGGGCUAUGGCGCGUACAUAAAAAUAAAGACGUUCGCAUCGAGACAAAUGGGACCUGGACGCGCGGAAUGACGGUCGAGGAUAGGCGCGGGAAGCCUAAACGUAAGGACCCGACACAUAAUGAUUAUGACGAGUGGUUGACAGAGGGCCAUGGCAACAAUAUUGGUGUGGUUGGGGAGUACUUGGGCAUACGCAACUUUGGACAAGAUGUUUUGAGUAUCAUGUUUGGGCUUCCUGAUAAUUUUUUUUAA